Guyanagaster necrorhizus is the source of this 1032-nucleotide messenger RNA. RefSeq lists its product as uncharacterized. The transcript is spliced from 7 exons. Lineage: Eukaryota; Fungi; Basidiomycota; Agaricomycetes; Agaricales; Physalacriaceae. The record is from RefSeq and is a predicted model, not a curated record. Bases 1 to 1032 code for a protein of 343 amino acids. Gene Ontology annotation, molecular function: protein binding.
AUGAGCACCAGUUCAUCAUCGACCUCAAUGAAUGGGCAUGGCCAUCCGAAUGGGAUAACAUAUGGACAGCCUGCGCCGUCGCCAGACUCGUUCGACGACUCGAACCGCUCAGCCACGAGCUCUGCAUAUCCAGCGAAUGGGUAUUCCCACUCGUACCAAAAUCACAAUGAGGACAUCGUCAAUCAUCUCUAUAAUGCUGGUUUCCAGACGGGAAACUAUGCCGACACCAUCCUCCAAGUACAACAAAAUAGUUAUCGUUUACAUGCUAUUAUAUUGUCGCGGUCCCCUUUUUUGGCUCACUUGAUGUCAACAUCACCACAAGGUGGGGGUCAAAGGGUAAUAUUUGUACCUCUCGAACAGGAACCAGAGGUUACCCAAGAGGGCUUUGCGAUAGCUCUGGGCUAUCUCUACUCUUCCGUUUCGCUAAGUUUGAUUAGGCCGGAUAAUGCGCGCGCGGUCCUCGCUGCAGGUUGUCUCCUGGGCGGUACGGACGACCUUUGCCAGUUUGCAUAUGAGACAUGCAGACGAGCUAUAAACGUCAGUACCAUUGGGUCGUGGCUCGAAUUUGUUGAUACACUUCCUCCGUCUUCACCCGACGGAUCAUCAACGCCUGAUAUUCCACCAGUCACCGUGUUUGGUCACUUUGCCCAACGAAUCCGAGAUGAUGUCUUCCACUUCUUGGUUGUAACACUUCCCGAGGUUCUAGAGGUACAAACGACUCCAGACUCCGUACCGCCUACUCCAUCAGGCUCUGGACCCAGUGGGCGUGAGGUGUUGUUACAGGUAUUUUCUCGCGUCCCCUUCGAGAUGUUCAAGGCAGCCGUUGAAUCACCUACUUUCAAUAUCGGGUCCGACCAAGCACGUUUCAAAUUUGCAAAGGAGGCUGUUGAGAUGAGGAAACGGGGGAUCGCGCGCGGUCCUGGGACUGAGGAAACCGUCGUUCUUGCUUUCGGCGGCGGCAGCUUUGGAGGGAGCGCUGUACAUGUGACCAGGAAAUUGAAGAAGCGACCAUUAUGGAAAGUGAAUUCCUAG